AGUUGGCGGUUUCGAACUGUUGACCUCGCAGUUAGCCCAACGCUUAACCACUACGCCACCAGAGCUCCGUGUGCCAUGUAGCUGUUUCUUAAGAGCGCCUCAUGCUUGAGGCAGACAUCUUCUCGGAGUUAAAUCACUUCUGCCUGGUCUGAAGAAGACUUAGUAGUUUUAGUUUCAGGUUAAAAGAUUCAUCUCAGGGCAAUAGUCCUUGCGGUUUGUCCAGGAUCGAUGGCUCUAGAAAGUCUGGAUUCCAGGAGAUUCUGGCAUUCUGUGCCGUGUUUCCCUGCUGUGGUCAGAACCGAAUGGGUCAGUGAUGGUAGUCGGUCAUCCAGUUCUUCGGGUCUCCUGGCACAGGGGGCAAAUAUUGGUCUUGGAAGUGAGAAGUCACACAGUACACAUCGUCCUAUUUCCAACUCUCCUCCGGCUUACGCCAGCAAGUUGACAUCAAUUGUUGUACCUUACAUGGCUGCUUACAAGAUAAGGUCGUGGCCACCAUGCAAGGAACUAGGACGUCGUUUUGAGGGUUCAUCCAGCCUCCGUAGCUCCGGGAAGUCUGGAUGCCACUAGAAUUUAAAAUUCUGUUGUACACUCCCCCCCCUUUGAUGAGGAGCCCUCUUUGGAAGGGGUGGCUCUUUUAUAAGGGGGGGCUACUGGGGGAGCACUUAAAGGUCGCUAUGCAGGUCCACAGGCUCCUUGUGUCCCCCCGCCCCUUCCAGGUCCUGGUGCCCGAGGAUGAGCGCCCCAGGACACCCGCGAGUGACCUCAUCGAGAUCCAGGUGGUCAGAGUGAUGGACACCACACUGGUCCCCGAGCCCCCGGAGCCGGGUUCCCUCCACUGUGCCUUGUGCCCAGCUGCCUUCCGGCUCGUCUCGGAGCUGCUGUUCCACGAACAUGGCCACUUGGCUGGGGCUGAGGGUGGUGGGCAGGGGCCGAACCCCAGCCGCUGUCACGUGUGUGGCCACAGGUGCGCGGGGCCGGCCAGCCUGCGGGCCCACUACAGCCUGCACACCGGGGAACGGCCGUACCGCUGUCCGCUGUGCCCACACGCCUUCAAGGCCCUGGCGCCCCUCCUGCGGCACCAGCUGCAGCACCGGGUGGACACGGGGGAGCGGGGGCCGAGGCCCGGGCUGGCCCAGGAGAGGGCGGCGGCCUCGGCAGGUGCAGCCGUGGGGAAGCGGUUCGCAUGCAGGUUCUGCGCCAAGCCCUUCCGCCGGUCCUCGGACAUGCGCGACCACGAGCGGGUGCACACGGGCGAGCGGCCCUACCACUGCGGCGUGUGCGGCAAGGGCUUCACGCAGUCGUCCGUGCUGAGCGGCCACGCGCGCAUCCACACGGGCGAGCGCCCCUUCCGCUGCGCGCUCUGCGACCGCACCUUCAACAACUCCUCCAACUUUCGCAAGCACCAGCGCACACACGGCCACGGGCCCGGGGUCUCCGGGGGGCCGCUGGCCGAGCGCUCAGGCCGUGCGUGUGGGCCAGGGGACACCGUGGAAGAGGGUCGCGGGGGCAAGGCGAUGGUGAAAGUGGAGGUCAGGCCGUAG
Molecule: messenger RNA, 1541 nt
Organism: Echinops telfairi (small Madagascar hedgehog)
Lineage: Eukaryota; Metazoa; Chordata; Mammalia; Afrosoricida; Tenrecidae
Gene: ZNF784
Product: zinc finger protein 784
Exons: 1
Coding region: 558-1541 (327 amino acids)
Biological process (GO): regulation of transcription by RNA polymerase II
Cellular component (GO): nucleus
Molecular function (GO): DNA-binding transcription factor activity, RNA polymerase II-specific; RNA polymerase II transcription regulatory region sequence-specific DNA binding
Source: RefSeq, a predicted model, not a curated record